This is a messenger RNA of Glycine soja, 803 nucleotides long. RefSeq names its product cystatin-1-like. The coding region runs from base 1 to 603 and encodes 200 amino acids. The record is from RefSeq and is a predicted model, not a curated record. The transcript is spliced from 4 exons. Gene Ontology annotation, molecular function: cysteine-type endopeptidase inhibitor activity. Lineage: Eukaryota; Viridiplantae; Streptophyta; Magnoliopsida; Fabales; Fabaceae.
AUGAAAAUAUUGUGGCUGGAUAAUGAUAAUAUUGUUAAUAUUGUUGAUGUCGAAGCUGAUGGAAAUUGUGGAUAUCGGUCGGUUGCCGGUUUAUUAGGUAUGGGUGAAGACUCUUGGUCUUUGGUCCGCACCCAUCUGCUUAUAGAACUUGACAAAUUCUCAGAAGACUAUAUCAAGCUCUUUGGUGACACGAACAAAUUUGAGGAUUUAAGGAUGUCACUACAUGUUGAUAGGUUAACCAAGAAGGAGAAGCGCACGAUAAUAGCCUCAGUUGCAUCGAAGAGAGAGAGAGAGAGAGAGAGAGAGAGAGUGGCAGCAUUUGGUGGCAAUCGUGAUGUGGCAGGAAGCCAGAACAGCCUUGAGAUCGAUGGUUUAGCUCGCUUUGCUGUUGAAGAACACAACAAAAAACAGAAUGCCCUUUUGGAGUUUGAAAAGGUAGUAAGUGCAAAACAGCAAGUGGUUUCUGGUACCUUGUACACCAUCACUUUGGAGGCAAAAGAUGGUGGGCAAAAGAAGGUUUAUGAAGCCAAAGUUUGGGAGAAGGCAUGGUUGAACUUCAAGGAGGUGCAAGAGUUCAAGCUUGUUGGAGAUGCACCUGCAUAGUCUAGUGCUUAAUUAGGUUGCAGAAGAGUGAAGAGUGAGACAGCCUGGCUUGAAGGGGAAAGCCUAAGGAUAUAUCAAAGCAUGCUAUAUGUAUAAAAUAAAUGUAGCUUUUCUACCUUCGGUAUUGAUAUUUGAAAUCGUGAUUUGGCAUCUUAUAUAUGAUCUCUGUGUUUGUCUAUACCUAUUUAUCUAUUUCUCUA